UCCGAGCUGCUACAUCCGUCUGCUCACGGCACCCACGACUGUGUUUUCAUGUUUCUGAACCUGCUCAUCUAUCCCAUUGUCAGUUUGGUGAUAUUUUGCGUCUGCUUUGCCGUUCCAGUGCCAUCUGUAGUGAUCAAUGGGGUACAGAUUGCCUUGAUUGCGGUCUUCAUACUUCUGAAACUUGUCCGUAACUGGACCCAGAGAUGCGUGGGUGAACAUGAUCCAGAGAAAUCCCCGGAAACCGACGUAGAACUCUCCGACUAUAAGGGACAGCCGUGUGGACCAAAGGAAGGGGGUCUAGAGGGGCAUGACAAUGCUGGCGCCGAAUCUGAGUCCACUUCCUUUUAAACCCCCAAACAGGCCCUAUUGCUGUUUAAAAUUGCUAUCUUUCAAGUAUGAUAUUCCAUAUUUGAAAUCAAGGGUAUACAUAGUCGGAUAGGGCAGCGUGCAUAUACAAUCAGACAAAAUUCCAUUUUUCUUGGAAUACAACAGGGUACACAUAGAAUAGCCUGUAAGCAAUUCCAUUGCUACUUAGUCACUUAAAGCUUAUGAAUGCAUGAAAGUCGUAGCAUAUCGUAUUUUAAGUUACUCGAUACUUGAUAAGGUCUCCUCACUUACCUCAUGUGUUUCAGCUGGUGUAUGUCACCAACCUGAUUGUACAAACGAAGAUUUUUAGAUCUAAGUAAGUCUUUAAAAUAGAAGUCGUUCCGUAUUUUUUGAUUGUGUGAAUGUAGUUUGUUGAAUACAAUUUCCCUAAUGUAUUGUUCUGCUACUAUCAAUAGACUGAAUGCUGAUGUUUACAAGUAUAUAAUAAAUGGUCGCAAUGGUUAUCAGUUUUUGAACACCCCGAUUGAAUGUAAAGCGAUUGAUAUAAGAAAUUUAACGUUGUACUUGAUUUAAGCGUUUUUCAUACAAUACCAACAUUUAUAAGAAACGUAUACAGAUCUCGUCAUGGAUGGCUCAAUACGGCAGAUGUAAAUUGUAGUGCAUUGUAUGAAGCACACUGUAUCCGAAUCAGCCAUGAAACUAUCAUCAAGUUAGACGGGUAUCUACACUUAUGAAUAAAUAAUAAGCAGUUUAUUGGAAAUCGCAAUAUAAUGAAAUAAGUAGAAAAUACACAAAAAAGAUAUUUGCCGUGAUCAAAUGAUGUUUACUUUGAGACUUAAUCAUAAUACUUGGAGCAACGUAGAUGUAAGAUAUUCUAAGAUAAAUUGUUUGCGUCAUUUUGGGACUUGUGCAUUUCUUAAGCAUUUCACAAGACUCGCAAUUUCAGGCGACAAAUGUGGCGCAAUGGUUUUGCACCACAAUGUGAAUACCUGGCGCAGUUUAGCACAGUCCAGUGAUAUGUGCGUUUUAGCACUAGCAUUCAGACAAAGGUCCAUCAAAGGUAAUAGUUGAACUAAUUGUAUAAACUAACUGCAUCAUUAUAAAAUCACCGGUUGUUAUUUUCGUGUAGUUAGACACGUGUGUAUCAUGCAAAGUAGAAAGCCCUGACUCCCUAUUGUUAGCCCCCUACUUAUUGUGUGGUUGCCAAUGCUGGAGGCGCUUUAGCUAAUAGGGGAUGGUUAGGUCGUUAGAUCAAGCAGAAGUUUUGGCGUCUGACUAAAAGGUCGAGGGACAGCAAAAAUGGCGCGGGACCAGCACAUCAGCUCGUCUGAGAGACUUCUGUCGUACAGCGACGCCGUCUUCUCAAUCAUCACCACGAUCAUGAUUGUGCCGCUGGGCGGAGAAACGGUGGAGGAAAUACACAGUAGUGAGGACCUGCUGGAGGGCGUGAAAUCCAUAUGGUUCAAGAUUCUUGUGUACGCCACUACGUUUGUGAUUGUGGCUUCAACUUGGAGUACCCAUAAAACAUUGUUCGGAUACAUAGAAAAAGUCAACGAGACAAUCAUACUACUCAAUCUGGGAGUUUUAAUGGCGUCGACUUUCCUACCGUUCUCAUUCCUGAUGUUUGCGGAACAUCCAACGGAACCGCUUGCAGUAGUUUUGUUCUGUGCAAGCGUUGCUAUAGCCGGUGCUCUCAUGGCAGGGAUAGCAUGGCAGGCCUACAGUAGGCCAAAUCUGCUGGAAGAAGAUGAAGCAAGAUAUGGCGAAAUGAAAACCAAACGCUAUCGAACAAUGUUGAUGGUACUCGGGAAGCCAGUCAUCGCCGUGGUUGCUGCCGGCAUCGGGUGGAUCCGGAUUGAGGCUGCCUGGGCUCUACUGGUGAUGCUUCUAUUGGAGCCGCUGCUGCGCCAGGUCAUCAUAUCCCUCUACUACUUCGGGAAAGGAAACGGAGAAGCUGGAUGUAAAAUUCUCUUGCCGUCACGCCUUCUCGUGGAUACGUCUGACACUCUCCGAACCAGGGUCUACAGUGACGGUGUUUAUGCAAUCAUAGCCACACUUAUCAUCUUGGACAUAUGUGUGGAGAACGUCCCGUCUAAGGAAGAUGACAUCGCGAAGCAUGGUGACCUCAUCACAGCUCUGAAACACGACCAGCACGUGUUCAUGUCUUAUGCCGGCACUUUUAUCACAAUCUGUAUGCUGUGGUAUCUCCACCACUCAAUUUACUACCGCAUCGACGUAGAAAACCCCCUUCUGGAGUUUUUCAACAAGUUGGCCCUCAUGUUUGCUGGACUACUUCCGAUCGUGUUCAAGAUUACCGGAGAAUUCGGAAAAGAGGUGUCUGCAGGUGACGCUGCCCUCGCUGUACAGCUGAACGCCUGCACGGUGCUGUUCUCCAGCAUCUGGCACCUGGUCAUGUGGAUCAUCAUCAUGAAAAACAAGUCGAAGCUGAUUCAUCAUUUCGUUGAUGUCAAUGAAGACAAAUACAUGAACGCGUUCAUGUUGAUCAAGUUGAGCGUGUACCCUGUCAUCAGUCUCCUGCUGUUUCUCUUGUGCUUCGUGCCAGUCUGGAAAUUCGACUCGGAAGUCAUCAACUGGGUACAAAUUUGCACUCCUGCUGUGUUCAUCACCAUCAAGAUUGUCCGUAAUUGUGUGCAGAGGCGAGAGGACAAAAAUCGACCCUCAGGAACCCCAGCGAUGUCUCAUCUAGAUGCGAAUGAGUCCAAUCAUAAGCGGAACAACAGAGAUCGCGAGAACGACAUCACUGCUGUGUGAUCUUCUUGUAGUCUCCAUUUGAUACAGUUAUGACGUAAUUAAGACUCGAGGAAAAGCGAUUUCUGACAACCUUUGAGGGGUAGUACCAUUUUUAUGUUUAUUUAUUUUAAUUUUUAAGAUAUGGAGGCGGUGGUUAUUUGGGAGAAUUGUACGAUAAAAAUGAUAAUUCUACGGUGUGGAUCACUUUUUGAUCACUAUCCAUCUGUAGAUCCAGAUAAAGAAGAGCGAGCAGUAUACAGUAACGUUAAUUGAUAGCGAAAAAUGGAUUCAAAAGAAAACGGUACAUUUUUUUUUUCGUGUAAUAUAUAGAUAGAGAGAGGGGGAAAGUGGAAUAGAGAGACUAAACGAACCGAGGUUGUAUACUCUCUCUCUCUCUCUCUAUAUAUAUAUAUAUAUAUGUAUAUAUAAAUCAGUGUGUUUCGACAGCGUGUUAAUGUUAAACGUUUGAUUUCUUACUUGCAUGUAAUCUUAAUUUAUCAUCAUUAUCGCCAUAUUUAUCAAAGCUCUGACUAUGUAUUCCUAUUAGAGUAUAUGUGAUGGUUAUUUGACUUUAGGAAGGUAUUUAGGUUGGGAUAUCAUUAAAGACUCCUUCUUAUAUUUUGUAUUCUAUGUGUACGAAAUGCACAUUGGCAACCUUUCCCUGCCACAUUUUUUUUGCUAGUAAUGAAUUGUUUUGUGUUUAUAAUAUAAUGCUGAUACAAGUUUAAAUGCAAUAGUCAACUGUGGAAAUGCAUGAUUUUUAAGACCACCCAUAUAACAUGAUAGGGUUAAAGCGCUGGUACAUACGCACAUGUUCAUGCAAGACUGUCAUUAUCUUGAGUGGUGUGAAGUAUGAAUAAUCAUUAUUUAUAGAAAGCAAACAUUAUAAUUUGUC
This is a messenger RNA of Branchiostoma floridae (Florida lancelet), 3973 nucleotides long. Its product is annotated as endosomal/lysosomal potassium channel TMEM175-like. Gene Ontology annotation, cellular component: endosome; lysosome. Gene Ontology annotation, molecular function: proton channel activity; potassium ion leak channel activity. NCBI's taxonomy places the organism in Eukaryota, Metazoa, Chordata, Leptocardii, Amphioxiformes, Branchiostomatidae. The record is from RefSeq and is a predicted model, not a curated record. The transcript is spliced from 23 exons. Bases 1627 to 3099 code for a protein of 490 amino acids.